UUUCUUGUUGCUCCGCCUUGCCUGACGGUGAGGAGGUGUAAUCACAGACACACCUGUGUGGGAGAGAGAAGGUCUCACUCUUUGUUCGUCUGAAGAAAGAAGCAGAGAAGUGGCUCUGUCUCAUGCCUGACCAGAGCAGGUAACCACAUACACCAUCCAGCUGAGGGUGAUUGAAUGACCAUGAGGAUGAGGCACAAGUUGUCUCGAUUAAAGUUCACCUAUGGACUGAUGACUGGAUUUCUCUGCCUUCGCUUUCUGUUGGACCUGAACAUUUCACAAGAACAGGUCCUAAAUCUUUUGAGGGAUGUGGAGCAUAAUGUCAGUCAGGAAGCAGAAAGUCAACACCAUCAUUAUACGGGUGAGAACAACACCUUAGAAGCAAAUCCAGCUGACACAACACGCAUCUUAUGUUGGAUCAUGACGGGACCCAAGUACAUGGAAUCCCGAACCAAGCACAUCAAAGAAACGUGGGCAAAGCGCUGCAACAAAGUGCUGUACAUGAGCUCGGUCAAGACAGACUUCCCCACUGUGGGGCUAAACGUGAGUGAGGGAAGGGAAAACUUGUACUGGAAGACCAUUCGAGCUUUUCAGUACAUCCAUCAGCACCACAUGGAAGAAGCAGACUGGUUCCUGAAAGCAGAUGAUGACACAUUUAUGGUAGUAGAGAAUCUGCGCUACACGUUGUCCGAAUAUGAUACAGAGAAGCCAUUGUACUUUGGCAGAAGAUUUGCCCCUUUUAUUAGUCAAGGCUACAUGGCUGGAGGAGCAGGUUAUGUCCUUAGUAAGGAAGCACUGAGAAGAUUUAUCAAAGGUUUCAGCUCUGGGAAAUGUACCCACUUCUCCAGCAUCGAGGACAUGGCUUUGGGACAGUGUAUGGAGACCAUGAAGGUGGAACCUGUAGACACCAGAGAUGUGAAGGGAAGACAAACAUUUCAUGCUUACCCACCAGAAAUGCACCUGGUCAGACAAUACCCGAGACCACGACCUUGGUAUUUGCUUUAUGAAUACUACACUCCAUUCGAGGUAAGCAAAGUUGUACACAUAAACAAACCUAAGAAUCUGGGUUUGGGCUGAUCUCAAUAAAUUUCA
This is a messenger RNA of Paralichthys olivaceus (Japanese flounder), 1089 nucleotides long. Lineage: Eukaryota; Metazoa; Chordata; Actinopteri; Pleuronectiformes; Paralichthyidae. The record is from RefSeq and is a predicted model, not a curated record.